Messenger RNA from Pseudophryne corroboree (corroboree frog), 3836 nucleotides. RefSeq names its product adrenoceptor alpha 1B (gene ADRA1B). Gene Ontology annotation, biological process: positive regulation of MAPK cascade; adenylate cyclase-activating adrenergic receptor signaling pathway; positive regulation of cytosolic calcium ion concentration. The transcript has 2 exons. Gene Ontology annotation, cellular component: plasma membrane. Gene Ontology annotation, molecular function: alpha1-adrenergic receptor activity. Bases 415 to 1884 code for a protein of 489 amino acids. The record is from RefSeq and is a predicted model, not a curated record. NCBI's taxonomy places the organism in Eukaryota, Metazoa, Chordata, Amphibia, Anura, Myobatrachidae.
GCCCUCUAGCGUCCGUUUCGAAGGAACUGACACUGUGCUGUGAUGUCAUUUGUGAAGCAGGCAACUUGCUGGAAGCGAUUUAUCCUUAGAAGCAUGAGACGUCUAGCUAGGCAGCAUGUCCCGGCUGUCACCACACCUCCAGCACAGCAUCCCUGAUCAUCUGGAACUCUCAAGCAGCGCCUGACAGCUUGCACUCUGCUCUAGAGGAGCUCUUCCAGGGGGCUUUAAUGCAUUAAAAGUCCUGUCCUACCCUACCAGAAUUACAAAUCCAGGAGAGAUAAAAAGAAGUUGGCUAUGUCACUUUGGCUGAUGUGCCCCAUCCCGGUUUGUGUCUCCAGCACAUGAUGCCCUCUGCUCUUCCUCCUGGGUCCCUUUAAAUUCAUCUUGCCUGCUUCUCCAAUACCCAUACUUUAGAUGUUACUCAUGGAUGAACCUGUGGAGAUGACUACAAGCGAGAACACAACUCUGGGUUUCCAGCUGACUACUGCAUGGGACAAUGGAACCUUCAGAGCUGACAAUCAUACUUUUCACAACGGGACUUUGAGUAUAAACUUUACCAGGGCCAUGCUAGUUGGGUUCAUCCUUGGAGCCUUAAUAUGUGCAGCUGUUGUUGGCAAUAUCAUGGUAAUCAUUUCUGUGGUCACCAACAGGCAGCUGAGAAUUCCCACCAACUACUUAAUUGUCAACCUAGCCAUGGCUGACCUGCUGCUGAGCACCACAGUCCUACCUUUCUCAGCCACCUUUCAGAUCACCAAGUAUUGGGUAUUUGGUAAGAUUUUUUGUGACAUCUGGGCUGCCCUGGACGUCCUGUGCUGCACUGCCUCCAUAUUCAGCCUGUGUGCCAUCUCUAUAGACAGGUACAUCGGAGUAAGGUACUCCCUCCAGUACCCCACUAUAGUGACCAGGAAGAGGGUCUUACUGGCAUUGCUGUGUGUCUGGAUUUUAUCCACAGUCAUCUCUGUUGGACCAUUGCUGGGGUGGAAGCAGCAGACUGUCACUGAUAAGUAUGCAUGUGACAUAACCACAGAGCCUUUCUAUACCAUAUUCUCAUCCCUGAGCUCUUUCUACGUCCCCCUAAUUGUGAUCCUGGUGAUGUACUGCCGGGUCUAUGUGGUGGCCAAGAGGAUCACCAAGAACCUGGAAGCUGGAGUGAUGAAAGAAAGCAUGGACUCCAAAGAGCUGACUCUCAGGAUCCACUGCAAAAACAUGAAGGACGGGUCUCCCAAUAGCAAAUCUAACAACCAGCAGCCUCGCAGCUCCUUGUCAGUGAGGUUGCUCAAGUUCUCCAGGGAGAAGAAGGCUGCAAAGACCUUGGGGAUUGUGGUGGGAAUGUUCAUCCUAUGCUGGCUACCCUUCUUCACAUCUCUUCCUCUAGGUUCCAUUUUCAAACAGCUGGAACCACCACCAACAGUGCAGGAUGUAUUUUUUUGGCUGGGAUACUUCAACAGCUGCAUGAAUCCAAUCAUCUACCCCUGCUCCAGCAAAGAGUUCAAGAGAGCCUUCAUCCGCAUAGUAACUUGUCAGUGGGGAAGCAGGAGGUCGUCUAUGAUGCGCAGAUCUCAGCACCACACUCGGAGCAGCAGCACCUUCGGUCAGUUACGGAAAGAAUCCCUGGAUGACAGGCAGUUUAUGAACGGCAGCCAGAAGACAGUGGCCUCCAUCUCUGAAAGCCCACGCUAUACGAGAAAACCACCUACAAAGGAGAGCGGUCUUCGUGACUGGAAACAUCCGUACGUCCUAGUGGACUCUGAUGAAAAACAGACUCAAGAAAACAAGGCCCAGGACAAGCCGAACAAUGCCUUGAAAUUACCAAAUCUUUCAGACUGUAAUGACCACAGCACAAGUAUUGCAUUACAGGACUACAGUGACUCCAAAGCCACCUGAGAUGUUGUUGUGGGAUGUGAUGGACUAUUAAUAAAAUAGAUCUGUUCAAAGUGCCAAUCUAGUUAAUGCAUCUAUGACUGAUAGGCAUUUGUAGUUGGGUUUUGUGGAAGCUUAUAGGAUAAAAAUAUUUGGAUAGCACUUAUAAGGAAAGUCACAUAAUGGACUAAACAGCUGAACAAGGUAGAGAAAAGGAUAAGGAUACAGCUACAUUACGUUGAACCCAAGUUGAUCACAGGGAGAGGAAAAGGACUUUUAUUGAAUGGUAGCAGAUGCUAGUAUAUAUGUGUUCAUUUGUAUGCAACUAUAACUAUAUUUUCUGGGGAAUACACAGUGUGCAGUAAAUUUUACAUGGACCUCAAGCACUAGUCACAUGGUCAUUUGGGGGCCUGCUCAUUGGUGCACAGCCAAAAAAUAUAUAUAUUGCAAGUUGUGUCUAUGUUCCACUGAGCAUUCAUCCUAUAGUAUCUGAAAAAAACAUGUGACUGCAUUUUUUUUAAUUAUCCCAUUACAGAGUUCCAUCUGAGUGGCAGCUGAAGCAAAGGGAAAAUAGGACCUGAACGUUCCUGUCAUUACUUAUUUCUGUGGUCCCCAAUGCAUGAUUUAAAAGUCUUAGGGCUAGAUUUAUCAAAGAUUGGAGUAUAGAGGAAUAAAGUAGCAACCAAUAAGCUUUAUAGUUUGAAAAAUUACAGGAGUUGAUUGGCUGGUACUUUUUCUCUAUCCAUUUUAUCUCUCUCCAAGCUUUAAUAAAUAUCUCCCUUUAUUUCAUUAUAGCGUUAUAUUAUUUUCUAUAAAUGAAAGUUGAUUGACUAUACUGUAUGCUGUUUUUUUGUGUAUAUUUGGUAUAUAUUUCAAGAUAAUUUAUUUCUGUAUACAUUUGGAAUACACAUACCUCUCGACAUGUCAAAUGGCAAGAGAAAGGAGCACUGGAAUGACCAUUUCGCAUUUCGUUGAUAAAAUCAGAUAACCACGCGACUUUACUUAAAAAGACACAAUUUCAAGGGGCAAUGAAUAUAGUACAUUAAUGUUAUACACUGUUCAACUUAGAUACUAUCUAAUAUCACAAAUGGAAAACUAUACACAAUAAUGGAGCAGGUAUCACAGCCCGGAUGCACCAGACGGCUCUACACAUUGCAGGGGGUGUGCCUGGGAGUAUAGGGGUCUAUUUACUAAGCCUUGGAUGGAGAUAAAGUGGCCGGAGAUAAAGUACCAGCCAAUCAGCUCCUAACUGCCAUGUUACAGGCUGUGUUUGAAAAAUUACAGUUGGGAGCUGAUUGGCUGGCACUUUAUCUCCGUCCAAGGGUUAUAAAUAUAUAUAUAUAUAUAUAUAUAUAUAUAUAUACAGGUUGAGUCUCCCUUAUCCAAAAUGCUUGGGACCAGAGGUAUUUUGGAUAUCGGAUUUUUCCGCAUUUUGGAAUAAUUGCAUACCAUAAUGAGAUAUCAUGGCGAUGGGACCCAAGUCUAAGCACAGAAUGCAUUUAUAUUACAUAUACACCUUAUACACACAGCCUGAAGGUCAUUUUAGCCAAUAUUUUUUUAUAACUUUGUGCAUUAAACAAAGUGUGUCUACAUUCACACAAUUCAUUUAUGUUUCAUAUACACCUUAUACACACAGCCUGAAGGUCAUUUAAUACAAUAUGUUUAAUAACUUUGUGUAUUAAACAAAGUUUGUGUACAUUGAGCCAUCAAAAAACAAAGGUUUCACUAUCUCACUCUCACUCAAAAAAGUCCGUAUUUCGGAAUAUUCCGUAUUUCGGAAUAUUCCGUAUUUUGGAAUAUUUGGAUAUGGGAUACUCAACCUGUGUAUAUAUAUAUAUAUAUAUAUAUAUAUAUCUAUCUAUAUACACAGCGGUCAGGCUCGGCACUCCUUAAAGGGGAAGAUUACUUGCUGUGGUGCCAUCUGAGGAUGUGUUCUGAAUCCUUUAUGCAGACUUGGAAGCAGAGGCACUCUACAG